Messenger RNA from Asterias rubens (European starfish), 479 nucleotides. Its product is annotated as gastrotropin-like. The transcript is spliced from 3 exons. Gene Ontology annotation, molecular function: fatty acid binding. Gene Ontology annotation, cellular component: nucleus; cytosol. Lineage: Eukaryota; Metazoa; Echinodermata; Asteroidea; Forcipulatida; Asteriidae. Bases 70 to 468 code for a protein of 132 amino acids. The record is from RefSeq and is a predicted model, not a curated record. Gene Ontology annotation, biological process: fatty acid transport.
CUUGAAAGUAUCACGUCAACUGACUACUCUUUCUUCCCUACGAAAGUUACCUAACUCAUCUCAACCAACAUGCCCUGUGACUUGAGCGGAAAGUGGGUGUAUGCCAGCGGAGAUGGUAUGGAUGCUCUAUUGGACCUUCUUAAGGUACCGGCUGAGAAGCGUCCCACUGACCCCUCCUCUACCGUAGAGAUCACCCAGAGUGGAGAUGACUUCACUGUCAAGACAACCGCUGCUGAUGGCAACUGCCGUGAGGCCAAGUUCACAAUCGGUGUUGAGUUUUCCGACCCAGACAUCAAGGCCCUCCGAGGGGUUGAGGUUAAAGCCACACCUUCCUGGGAGGGAGAUAAGCUCGUCCUCAAAGGGUCUGGUGGAAACGGGACAGCGACCCGUGAGAUCGUUGGAGGUCAACUAGUCAUGAGCUUUGACAUUAUGGGAACCAAGGCAACAAGAUUCUUCAACAAGGCAUAAACAUCAUCAAC